AUGGCUUUGCAUGGUUGCUAUUGUCACCAUAUAAAGUUGACAAAUCAUAGAAGAACACCAAACUCCUUCAGCUUCUCAUCCUCCAUUUCGAAUCCCAAGUUUCCAAAGAAUAAAAGGGGACAGCGUGAUUCAUCAGAGAAUGAUGCAUAUCCCAGGUUCCUGGUUGUAAUGCGUCAGACAGAAUUGCCUGCAUCAAAUUCAAAGUAUGGUACCAAUGGAAAAGCUGUUAGAAUGGUACCCUCAAGUGAGGUAGUGAAGAGAAGCACACUGUCUGAUAAUAAGGUGGAGACAGUGCAUGCUGCAAAACAAAAUGUUAAUGGAGCAGCAACUAUUUUAAAAAAAGAUGUUAACCCACCCUUGACCAAGGCAGUGAAAUCAAGAACCUCUGAAGAACUUCCACCGCUGGAGGAGCUCAAGGUUUUACCCUCGGACGAAGGCUUCAGUUGGGCUAAUGAGAAUUACAGUUCUUGGCAGAGAUAUAUUGAUGUUUGGUCUUUUGUGCUUUCUUUGCGUAUUCGGGUUUUAUUGGACAAUGCAAAAUGGGCAUAUAUUAGAGGCUUCACAGAAGAUAAACAGGUUGAAAAGCAGAAGGCGGAAAACAGCGUCGUGGUUAGGGAGCGUGUGUUGCAGCUUGGUCCAACUUUCAUCAAGCUUGGGCUGUUAUCAUCAACAAGGUCAGAUCUAUUUCCACAUGAAUUUGUGGAUGAGCUAGCAAAGUUGCAGAACAAGGUCCCUGCCUUCUCUCCAAAGAAAGCAAAAAGCUUCAUUGAGAGUGAAUUGGGAGCUUCCAUUAGCUUACUGUUUAGGGAGUUCGAAGAUCGGCCAAUAGCCGCUGCUAGUCUUAGUCAGUGUUUAGGCAGCUAUUAA
This is a messenger RNA of Arachis stenosperma, 867 nucleotides long. Its product is annotated as protein ACTIVITY OF BC1 COMPLEX KINASE 7, chloroplastic-like. Gene Ontology annotation, biological process: regulation of response to reactive oxygen species. The record is from RefSeq and is a predicted model, not a curated record. Lineage: Eukaryota; Viridiplantae; Streptophyta; Magnoliopsida; Fabales; Fabaceae. The transcript has 4 exons. The coding region runs from base 1 to 867 and encodes 288 amino acids.